Molecule: messenger RNA, 1176 nt
Organism: Symbiodinium sp. CCMP2592
Lineage: Eukaryota; Dinophyceae; Suessiales; Symbiodiniaceae
Source: the annotation of a GenBank genome assembly
AUGGGCCAGACAGACCAGGUGGCACUGGUUGCCGUGACCGACUCCCAAGGCUCCCCGGAAGUGAAGCCAUGUCGUGCCAGCUCAUUGCAGCAGGCGGCUGAUGUCUUGUUGCGGGCGAUCAAAGAGGCACAAAACACUCAGCAAGCCUUGAGCUCCAGAGUCGUGCACUUGGAAACUGAGCUUAAGGCUGCACAAGAGCAGGCUGAACUAUGGGAGAGGGAAUUGGAAGAGGCAGUCGAAGAGAACGAGCAGCUCAAAGUCAAGCUGCUCCAGAUGAGACCGCUCGCAAGUCAGGUUUCGGACUUCAAGGGCAAGAUCAGGAAGUAUGCGGCCACGAUCGAAGAGCUGCGAAGGUCAGACAGGAGACCAAGUCGAGGCAGCAAGCGCCGUCGUUUGGUUCGUUGCCAAGAUCCCCUGCCAGAAGAGGCCUCGGGCCCUACGUCUUCGCCCCGCAAGCCGCGAGCUGGCCAAGAAGAGCCCAAGCAAGAAGAUAGGGCUGCCCGCGCCAUCAGCCACUUGAGACAGCAGGAGCCAAGGAGCCCCGAGCUUCCAGGGCCUGGUUCCGCCGCAAGCUCUGCCCCAACCACAUGCCGAGAUGCUGAGAAAAGCGCGAGACCAUCGCCAGUGGGGCCCAACAUCACGGCGAACGUGGUGGAUCCCAGAAAUGGAAAGAAUUGCAGGCCGCUAGAAGUGCUCGAGACGGGCGGCCAAGAUGCCAAGCCUGACCAGAGGCAGAGAGAAUCUCUGAAGGAAUUGCGGCAAAUAGCUGGCCUUCGAAUAUGGGAACCAAUACAGCCGCCGACCGAGGCUACCAAUGCAGUUGUGGCAUGGAACCCACCUGCCGAUGCAGAACGACGUGAAGAGCCUGCUGUCUACACGGUUGGCCGGACAAGUUCCCGCUCCUUUGAACCACAGGUUCGUGCGGAAGGGCAGAGUGCUGCUCCAUCUGCUAUGCAGCCAACUUCUGGCGCGCUGUGCCGCUGCGUGGUUCGCGGGAAGGAGCAGAGACUGGCCCUGCCAGGGCACGACUGCGAGAUGUGCCGCCGCUUCUACGCGGCAGCGGGAAUGGGCUCAGGUCUAAAGUCCUCGAGGCACCGAUCCGAGCAUGCACCCACCAACACUCCUCCAGGCUUUUGGGACUUGUCCUUCCCUGUCCAUCCGGAGUCUUCACCAUAA